UCCUCGUCUUCUCUGCCUGCAUGUGCCACCAUGUGCUGCCUCCAGCCAUGUCAAGCCCUGACUGACUGAGGGUUUUGGCUGCCAAAACCCCUUGAGCACUUGGUCCUGCUGCAUGCCCUGACCCCUUGGGCCCUUCUUUUACUUAAUUGUGUCUUCUGUUGUUGAUCAAUGCAUUUGCAUGGGUGCCUCCAAACCUUUCCCUCUCCACCAUUCAAUUAUUUUGCUUCUGUGCUGGCCUCCAGUUCAAGGACUGCUGCAUUCAAAUGAGCACUGUGAGCUGCCCUUCUCUUGCCCUAUUUAGUAGUGCCAUUUUCACUCUUCUCUUCCGAGCAAUUGAAUUAAGCUUCCCAAGCAGCAACAAGUUUUUAUGACUUGCAUUAUCAGGGAGUGACACCUUUCUUAUGGAAGAGAAGCAGAGAAGCAAGAGGAAGAGGGUCUGUUCAUCAGAACCAAAUGCUGUAGUCCAUGCAAGUUUUCUGUAUAGAUACAUUGGCUAUCUCCUCCCUGCUUUGGCCAAAGCCACUGGCAAUGCUAGUUCUCGCCGCCAAAUCGAAGACCAAAAGCUCAAAAGCACAGUGAGGUUUGAAGUCGACAUGGCACUGGCUCUCUCUGCCAAUGGCUUUAAGUGGAGCCGUGCCCUGAGGCACAAGCUUGAGUGUCGCAAAGUUGAGAUCCCCUUGAUCACUUCAGAGAGCCAGCAGCUUCCUAUGUUUCCAGCCACCACAACGAUUCCCAGGUCACUGGCAUUUGUGAAUCCAACUAGGCCAAAAAGUUUGAGCAGAAGAAGCUACAUGAGCCUGAUCAGAGUUGAGGAUGAGUACAGCCAGCGUGUGAGAGCUCUGAGGCAGAUUUUGCCAGGUGGGAGUGAGAUGUGCCUCAGUGAGUUGCUAUAUGAAGUGAAGAGCUACAUGGUUUACCUGCAACUGCAAGUUAACAUUCUCAAAUCUCUCGUAGAAGCCCACUGAUGAGGAUGGGAAUUUGAUUUCUGUAAGAAAUAAAUCAUGUCAAUAACCUCAAACAUGCUUUGAACUAGCUUUGCAAUCAUAAGUUGGGGUUGGUGUAACAAGCCUCGCCUUUUAUUCGUGUCAUAAGGUUGAUGCUUCAAAAGACUCCAUGUGUUUGUUCUGAUAAAGCUUGAUCUGGAUAUAGAACUCGACAAUUUGGGAAAAACAAAAA
Molecule: messenger RNA, 1176 nt
Organism: Zingiber officinale
Lineage: Eukaryota; Viridiplantae; Streptophyta; Magnoliopsida; Zingiberales; Zingiberaceae
Product: transcription factor bHLH146-like
Exons: 2
Coding region: 402-965 (187 amino acids)
Biological process (GO): regulation of DNA-templated transcription
Source: RefSeq, a predicted model, not a curated record